AUGAAAAAGUGUUUUCCAGUCCUCAACACUGCCAAUGGAGUUAUAGUCGGUGAAGCAACCCUACCAGUUCGGAGAAAUCGCUUCAACACCUUCCUGAACCAGCAAGCGUCAUCGGCACGUGAACUCGAACACGUCCAGCGACCGACAUACGCGAAAGCAUUCAGUCGCGUUCAACGGGGUUCAAUUGGUGUGCCUGCGAAAGGAAUGCGACAAAACGGUGUGGGAUGGUCCCAUGUGUUGGUGUCCAGCGCCAAGAACCGUCGUAAUGGGGUGCGACGGGUCCCAUGGCUUCAUGGCGGCAUGGCGAAUAGCAUUUGCUUGUUUGAGCUAACGUGGGAGUAUCCGAUAAACUCAUUCCCAACAACACCAAUGCAAAUAAAACAGUGGAACCACCAAACCAGUAUGGUUCAUUUUCUAUCGGAAGUGCUUCGACAGGUUGCUUUCCAAAACCAAGUGUUAAUGGAGGUUGACGUCCAAAACACUGAUAAAGAAGUAACAUUCCACUUAAAAAUAAACUCUCAUAAUUUAAGGAUAUGA
Necator americanus (New World hookworm) is the source of this 537-nucleotide messenger RNA. RefSeq lists its product as uncharacterized. Lineage: Eukaryota; Metazoa; Nematoda; Chromadorea; Rhabditida; Ancylostomatidae. The coding region runs from base 1 to 537 and encodes 178 amino acids. The transcript is spliced from 4 exons. The record is from RefSeq and is a predicted model, not a curated record.